This is a messenger RNA of Plectropomus leopardus (leopard coralgrouper), 1029 nucleotides long. NCBI's taxonomy places the organism in Eukaryota, Metazoa, Chordata, Actinopteri, Perciformes, Serranidae. The record is from RefSeq and is a predicted model, not a curated record.
CUCAUCAUCCCCUCUGUGGCCCUAAAAUAGGUCACAGCUGUAAUUAUGGCUUCACCUUCAUCCCAGAGGCUCUGGGUGGGGAUGUUGGUGGUCACCGUGGUGAUGACCAAUCUUCCAGGAGCGAUGCAGAAGUGCAUCUUUGACGAGGUUCAGGUCCAGAACAGGGUGGUCCGAGCUGCAGGCAGCCCACACACGGAGCCAGGACCCAGGAGGGCAUCACCUCAGCGAAGGAGAAAUAUAGCCCCGCCCACUCCUGCCUCCCCACAGCCAAUCAGGAUCCAGACCUGGAUUCCAAAAGAGAGCAGCAGCCUAUCAGAGGCUGAGAGAGAGAGGAUGGAGGCAGCGGUGGAGGAGGCUGUGAACAUGGUUUCUUCUUUACUGUCAGUGGAGCGAGCUCCUGGCCCAUUGCUUCUCAGCAGAGACAUCAAUAAAUACUGCAAGUUUCUCUGGAGGAAUUCAAGCACUGCAAACUACAACAGGUGUGGUCGAGCGAACAACAGCUACAGAUCUGAGACAUGUCUGGAUGUGACCAUCCCAGAUGAUCACCUGGCCGGAUGUGAUAUUUACACGGAGGCUGAUUCACCUCGCAGGACUGAGCUCCGUCCUGACGGUGCUGGACUCCAGGACACCGACUUCCUGCUGUACCUCCACAUACAGGCCACCGACAAGUGUCGAGCGGAGCCUAAUGUGUUGGCCUACGCUGUCCACUGUCAGACGGACACCAGUGGACGUCCCGUAGCCGGGGUGGCGGUCAUCUGCAGGGACAGACUGACAGGAGCCGCAUACAGCCACCAGGCUACUGUACAAACGGUGAUCCACGAGCUGUUUCACACACUCGGUUUCUCUAAAGAGCUCCUCCGAACCUGGAGAGACUGUUCCUCCACGUCUCAAGCGUGUUCUCCUCGAGGCAAAGUGACCCACUCUGAUGGAUUUGGCCAGAUGAGGAUUUACACCCCAUCCGUCAUCUCGGCCCUGCAGACACACCUGGCAUCCGCUGACCCCGAGCUCGGGGGGCCGCUGGAGAACCAG